Molecule: messenger RNA, 747 nt
Organism: Acyrthosiphon pisum (pea aphid)
Lineage: Eukaryota; Metazoa; Arthropoda; Insecta; Hemiptera; Aphididae
Product: ring canal kelch homolog
Exons: 6
Coding region: 1-747 (248 amino acids)
Molecular function (GO): protein binding
Source: RefSeq, a predicted model, not a curated record
AUGAGAAAAAGACCAAAACGAGAAUUCUUUUGCAAAUCGAUAUUUGAAAGUGUUAUUCGAUGGGUAAAACAUGAUUUGGAAUCCAGAAAACAAAUUUUAUCCCAAUUAAUGGAACAUGUGCGUUUACCAUUAACAUCGAAAGAUUAUAUAUUAAAAAAUGUUGUUAACGAACCUCUUCUUAUUAAUUGUUCUAAAUGUAAAGAUUACGUAAUUGAAGCAUUACAUUUUCAUUUACUUAAGUCAGAAAAACUUAUCACCAUUCCAUAUGACAUUCGGACAAAACCUAGACGGCCUAGUAGUACACCUAAAGUUAUUUUAGCUGUUGGUGGAGCAGGAAAAGAAAGAAUAUUAGUUAGUACAGAAUGGUAUGACCCAACAAUCAACCAAUGGCAGCCUGGACCAAAAAUGAUUACAAGAAAUCUGUCUGGGGGUCUAGCCGUAAUAAAUGAUAAUAUUGUUAUACAUUUGGGUGGUAAGAAUUUGGAUCCAACUUUUGAAUCUGGUUGUGGUCUAGAUUUAUCUUCAGAAUCACCUAAUUGGAAACCAACCACUAACAUGUUGGUUAAACGACUAUAUUUAGGAGUUGGGGUUGGUGGCAAGGAUGGCGAAAGUUUUUUAAACAGCGCAGAAGUUUUUGACUGCAGAACUCGAGAAUGGCAUACGAUAUCUAAUAUGUCUACUAAACGAGCUUUUCAUGGCCUUGGAGAACUGAAUAAUCUUUUAUAUGCGGUAUCAAAGUUUGGAUAG